UCGUUUCAAGCUUCCUUUUCUGUCUAACUUUCUUGGUUCCUUUUGAUCUCAGCAUUUGCUUUCUGCUCGGGGGAAACCUGUUUGUGCGAGGUUGGUUGGCGGCUCCGACUGGGUUUUAAAGGGUUGUGUUUCUAGAAGCAAUAUUGAUGAUAGGAUUUUGGGUUUUUUAUUUUAAAUGCUUGUGAAAAAGUUUUGUAUGGGCCCUCACUCCAAAAAGAGGAAAGACGCUCCGCCUUACGCGGCAUCGAAAUUUUAAACUUCCGUCGAUUGACCAAAUUAUCCCUCUGUGUCGCUUUAAUUUUCGAUUUAGUCCAGCAAUUUUAUCAUAUCAUUCAACUCAAGACUCAGCACAGUAGCGCCUGCGACCAAGUGUUUGAUAUCAUUCCGCUCUUACUGUCGAAAUAUUUCUUCCUUUUUUAUUCAGAUUCAGCUUUCGCUGCCAUCUCUUCAAUUUCUCAGCCCUCCGUUGAAGUCCAUUGUGUAUCUAUGAGUAGUAUCAAUAAUUGGAGUUGAAGUCGUAGUGAUGAAGAAGCUCUUCUUUUUCAAAUCACAUUCUUCUAACAGCACUAACAGUAAUCAACUCUCCCUACCAUCGAUGGAUAAGCAAGUUUACUGGGAAAAACCAACAGAAAGAUUGGAGAAGUCUACGAAAAACAAACAUGGUUCUGAAGAUCAGGUGUGUGUUGCUGCUCCUUGUCUAAGAAGGAGUCUCUCAUUCUCAUCUGGGUCUCUUUAUGACAAUGGAAAAGGGCUAAGGAAUAGCGAUCAAACUGGUUCCCCGUGUAGUACAAGUUACUAUUCAAACAAGCAAUCAAGACACCACUCUUCCCGUUCUCGUACUCUGACUCCUGAGAGGCAAAACAGGACAAAAUGUACUGAUGCAGCUAUGGUGAAGAAUGCAGGGAAAGUGGAGAAAUUUGAUUGUAUUGUUUCCAGGGCACACUCUGAUUUAUCAGAGAUCCCUUCUUAUUGCUCUAGUAAUGUCUCAAAUAAAGUUUUGGAUCGUUACAUUGAUGGAGAACAGCAGAUGGAAAGGUGUGAAUCAGAAGCCAAUUUCUCCAUGAGAAAUCAAUUCGAAAAUGGAAAUACUGUGGUCAAGCGGCCACCAAGAUUUCGAUUUAGUGGACCGGCUUCACAUGAUGCUAGGGAACAGAAACCAAAAUCUCAAUCCUUCAGAGAAACUGAAUCGUCACAUCUUCAGCUUUCAUCCAAAGAUCAGGGGGAAAAUGGAUAUUGCAAUGAAUCUCCACGAAAACUGGCAAAACAUGUGGUUGAGAGACUCUCCCAGUCUCAAUUUUUGCCUAAAAUUAGGUCAAAAGAUUUUGACCCUGAUAGCCCAAUCACCGUAGAAGCCGUGUAUGGAAGAGCCUCGAAUAGGAGUUCAAAUGCAUAUACUGAUGAAAUAUCUCCGAGAAAUUGUACAACAGAUUGGCACACUGACACUACUGAUGGGUCUCAUCAGGAAACAAUUUCAGAAUUCUUGGAAAUGGAGUCUUCCGCUGGUGAUAAAGAAGGUGUUAGAGAAAAUUUUAGCGCUGUAAUGGAUGCUGAUUUAGAACUGCUUAAAAAAUUUAAGGAAGCUGAGGACCGGGCUGCACUUCUCUCAGAAGAGCUUGAAAGGGGAAAUUUUAUUCAGUUUCGAGGACUUAGUGUGUCAGCACUGAUACAAACAAUUAGAAGCUUAACAGAGGAGAAGUUAAACAUGGCUCUAGAGGUUUCAGCAGUCCUAGAGGAUAGGAUUGCUGAAAAAGCCUGGAUUAGGGAGAAACUUAAACAUGAAAGAGUAGAACUUGAUGCCCAGUGCCGGAGACUCGAGAAGGAAAAGAAUGAAAUGCAGCUAGCUCUUGAAAAGGAAUUGGAUAGGAGAUCAACUGAGUGGUCCCGCAAGCUUGAGAAAUACCAGGCAGAGGAACAUAGGCUUCGGGAGAGGGUAAGGGAACUAGCAGAGCAGAAUGUCUGCCUCCAAAGAGAAGUCUCUUCUUCUAGUGAAAGGGAAAAGGACACUAGAACUAAAACUACAAACAUGGAGAAACAAAUUGCGGAUUUAUCUAUUCAAGUUAAGGAAACUCAGGAAGAGAAUCAAUCUUUGCAGAAAACUCUAUCUGAAAUACAAGACAAAAGUAGAUCAGCAGAAGAAGACCGAAAUUGCAUCCAGAGGAACUAUGAAGAGAGGGUUAGGGAGUGCAAGGAUAUGCACCAAGCUAUCAGUAGACUGCAAAGAACCAGUAAUGAUCAAGAGAAGACAAUCGAUGGACUGCGAGGACUUUGUGAGGAACUUGGAAAGAAAAUUUCUCAAGAGAAUUUUGAUUUUGGAUUUGCAAAGCUGCAAGUUGAACAUAUGAGACUGACCGGUGUGGAGCAUUCACUGAGGAAGGAGGUGGAAUCAUAUAGAGCUGAAGUUGAUUCACUUAGGCAUGAGAACAUUGAUCUACUCAAUCGUCUGAAAAGCAAUGGGAAAGAGGGUACAUCUUCAACUUUUAAGUUGGAUCGAGAACUACAGAAUCGUAUUAGCUGCUUGCAAAAUCAAAUGCUUCCAUUGCUUAUGGACAGCAGCCAACUUGGAAGGAAGUUACUUGAAUAUGUCAAAGCUAUUGGUGGUUACCCACUGAAGAAGGGGCCAGCUUCUGCUACAUGUUUAGAUGGUCAAGUUCUAGUUGAAUGCGAAGUGAAGCUCCAAGGUCUAGAACGUGCAGCUGAAAACUUGUUAAUCAGUAUCCAAACUGUGUCCAGUGUCCUCCAGGAAAAAUCUGCAUUGCUGCAGGAGAAUUUCUACUCAGUUGGCAUGGAUCCUCAAGCACCUAGAUCAGAUGGUGAAUCACACAAAUGGAGAGAGCAGAAAUCAGAGGACAUAAUCAGAUCAGAGUUGAAAGCAGAAACCCUACUGACCAGUUUGUUGCGUGAGAAACUUUAUUCCAAGGAUUUAGAGAUCGAGCAGCUGCAAGCAGAGGUUGCUGCAGCUGUAAGGGGCAACGAUGUUCUAAAAUGUGAAGUGCAAAAUGCUCUUGAUAACUUGUCUUGCAUAAACCACAAGAUGAAAGAACUUGAACUUCAGAUGAUGAAAAAGGAUGAGACUAUUAAUCAACUUCAAGGUGACCUGCAAGAAUGCAAGAAAGAAUUGGCUAUCGUGAGGGGAAUACUACCAAAGGUAUCCGAAGAGAGAGAUCUUAUGUGGGAUGAGGUUAAGCAGUACACGGAGAAGAACAUGUUAUUGAAUUCUGAGAUCAACGCGUUGAGAAAGAAAAUAGAGGCCCUCGAUGAAGAUAUACUGCUGAAAGAAGGCCAGAUCACCAUUUUGAAAGAUAGUAUCGGCAAACCCUUCAACCUCCUUGCUAGUCCAGAUUCUAGCGAGAACUUCUGGACAGGUGCGCGUUAAUUCAUGAUGAUAUGCACUUUUUACAUACUGUUUCGGGCUUGUUUUUUGGUGUUCUUUUUAUCUUCUUUGUGAUUGUUUAAGCUCACCUCACAGCCGUUGAUGAGACAGUAGAAGUUCUCUCGCCAACUUUACAUUUGGUUAUACACAACUUUGUGAAUUACAUCAUUGUUUGUAUAGUGACAAAGCGGUUGUCUUUGGCUGCUAUAAAUACAAACAUUCCCUUUUAAGUGUGGGAAAAUUACUGAAGA
Molecule: messenger RNA, 3621 nt
Organism: Sesamum indicum (sesame)
Lineage: Eukaryota; Viridiplantae; Streptophyta; Magnoliopsida; Lamiales; Pedaliaceae
Source: RefSeq, a predicted model, not a curated record